Messenger RNA from Coregonus clupeaformis (lake whitefish), 1566 nucleotides. RefSeq names its product tubulin polyglutamylase ttll6-like. Lineage: Eukaryota; Metazoa; Chordata; Actinopteri; Salmoniformes; Salmonidae. Gene Ontology annotation, biological process: microtubule cytoskeleton organization; protein polyglutamylation. Gene Ontology annotation, cellular component: cilium. Gene Ontology annotation, molecular function: tubulin-glutamic acid ligase activity; tubulin binding. The record is from RefSeq and is a predicted model, not a curated record.
GACUUCUCUGUAUCCAUGGACUGCAUCAUGGACAUGAAGAGUUAUCAGAAAAUUAACCACUUCCCAGGGAUGAAUGAGAUCUACAGGAAGGAUCUACUGGCCAGGAACAUGAACCGGAUGCUCCGACUCUUCCUUAAAGAGUACAACAUCUUCCCCAAAACCUGGUGCCUCCCUGAAGACUACAUUGAAUUCCAAGGUUACUGUCGGGUGUGGAAGCACAAGACGUUUAUCUGCAAACCUGACAAUGGUUGCCAGGGCAAAGGGAUCUACAUCACCCGUCAUCCCCGGGAUAUCAACCCUGAGGAGAACAUAAUUUGCCAGAACUACAUCUCCAAGAUAACCAUUGAAGGUGUUAAGUUUGACCUCCGCCUGUAUGUGCUGGUGACAUCAUGUGACCCACUGAGGAUCUUCUUGUACAACAAGGGACUCAUGCGCUUUGCCACCACCAAGUACAUGCAUCCUCACACAAACAACCUGGAUGACGUCUACAUGCAUCUCACCAACUAUGCCGUCAACAAGCACAACAACUUUGACCGUGAUAUAGAGACAGGCAGUAAAAGGAAGCUGUCAACCUUCCGGUCGUGGCUAGACCAGCACGAUUACGACAGCAGUAUGGUAUAGGACGUGGUCAUUAAGACUCUGAUUGCUGCCCAGCCGACCCUGAGGCAGAACUACCUCAUAGGCUUCCCUAGCCAGCUGGGGCCCAGAUCCUGCUUUGAGAUCCUGGGCUUUGACAUCCUGCUAGAUGCCAAGCUCAAGCCCUGGCUCCUGCAGGUGAACCACUCCCCCAGCUUCGCCACAGACUCCCAGCUGGACUGGGAGGUGAAAGAGGCACUGCUGACCGACGCUCUGACCUUGCUAAACCUGGGGGCCAUCGAUCACAGGAGGAUUCUGGAGGAGGACAAACGCAUGACCAAGGAACGCCUCCUGCAGAAGCACCAGCCCUGCCCCAAGGCACGGAGGAAGCAGUUGCUCAACAGCCAGGCAUCAUGGAUGGCUGAGCUUGAGAGGUAUGAGCAGGAGCACUGUGGUGGCUUCUUCAGAAUCUACCCCAGAGACGACUCCAACAAGUAUGACAAGUUCCUCCAGCAGUCUGGGCCACUCUGCCAGGAGACCUUGGGCUCCAAAGCCAGGAAGGAGUGUGCCAGGAAGAUGUUGAGGGAGAUGCAGAUGAAGGAGGAGCUGGGCGGGCGCAUGCGUUUGCCGGGGAAAUGGUGGUGCUUCGGCGAGGGUUUAGGCCGGCAGUGGGAGUCGCCGGGUGAGAGAGGCAGCAGCCACAGAACAGUUGACAAACAUGAGGUGGGUCCUGGGUGCCAGGUUGUGGUAUGGGACUCGAGUCGGCCAGGGCUGAUCGUGGAGGAUGAUGAGCUGGAGCGUCAGCGGGGCCUGGAGCAGAGGGAGAGCCUGCUCAUAGCCCUGGGAGGGGUGGACAUGGUCUACAGCUUCCUGCAGCCCGGGGUCACCCGCAGCCACAGCGUGUUCAAGAGGGUCCCCUUCCCCCAUGGCCAUGGAGGGAUAGUUGUGCUGGAAGCUGGCACAACCGGACAGCGCUGCCUGGGGAUGUGA